GCGCCACACUCAAGAUGGAGGAUGUUGAGUGACGUGUUGUAUGAGCCGGUGGUGGUGCCACGCUCAAGAUGGUGGAGAUAGUAAGGCGCGGUGAUAGACAGACGGUUAAAUCCGUUAGGAGUGUGGCCUGGUACACGAUUUCCUUCAAAAUAGAUCUGGUAUAUUUCGAUUAGCUGCGGGAUUUUUUUCUUUUAAAGAGGAACAAAUUCUGACCUUGAAACGGUCUUUUAUUGAGCGAUGCUGCCCUCUGUGUGAAAGAAGUAUUCUUUUUUACGGAGUGGGCAUUCCUAUUUGAAAGAAGCUGGUCCCUUGAUACUGGGAUGACUUCCUCAUAAAACAUCUUUUUUGAAGAUGAAUAAAACCGUAGAGAUAUAUGAAGAGCCAGCAGAUAUCGCUAAGCAGCAGGAACAGCAUUAUCACCUUCUGUCUCAGCUGCAGAGUCUGGUCAAAGACCUAUCAAGGUAGCAAAACAGUGAAUUCGAACAUUCUAGAUAUUUUUGAUCAACCUGUUCAGAGAUGUUAUGACCCAGCUCUGGAGCAGCUCAUGCCAGCAGCGAUUAUCCUAUGAUAUACUAAGUAACCUGGCCUUGGCUUUGAUUGACGGCACUGUCUUUGAGAUUGUACAGGGUUUGCUUGAGAUUCAGCAUCUGACUGAGAAAAAUCUCUACAACCAGCGUCUGAAACUGCACAGUGAACACAGAGCUCUUAAACAGGAGUUGCUAAAAAAACACAAGGAGGCAUUACAGAACUGCAAGACCCACAACAUGGCAGUGCUCCGUGCAGCACAGCAGAGGGAACUUGAGACAUUGGAGCAGAGAGUAAAGGAUGAGCAAAGGAUGAUGGAUGAGAAGAUAGUCUUGGAGCUGGAUCAAAAAGUGAUUGACCAGCAGAACACCCUGGAGAAGGCUGGUGUUCCAGGAUUCUACAUUACUACAAACCCUCAGGAACUGACCUUACAGAUGAAUUUGUUGGAACUGAUCUUAAAAAUGCAGCAGAAAGUAACUGAAUCAGGGAUUUGCUGAUGUAUUGUCAUUGGAUUUAAAUCAAAGAAAAUUUGGAAGAAGUGGUCAAGUUCUUCAAAGAAAUGUCCAGCAACCCCUGGAUUUGAAAUGACAAGCCAGAAUGAUAGAUACAUAAGUUUGCUAAGUACUGUUUGUAUUGAAAGUCCUGGCUCUACCUCUGGUUUGUAUGAUGAGAUUUCUGUAAAUUUCAAUUUGUACUCAGAUGCCAAUUCAUUGAACAUUUACAUGUGCAUAAGAAGAGAAAUAUAAAACAGGUUAUGCAAGUUCACUUAGAAGGAAUCAUGUAAAUUAGUGUGACAGGACUGUGUACAUGGUAUAAGCAGGGAACCUUGCCAAAGUCAAGGAAAGCAAACAGAAGAGACUGAAAUGCUGACAGAGGUAGCAAUUUCCACUUCCAGUAGCUUAUUUUUGAUAUUGUGGGUUCACGGGGAAGUUGUGUAAUCUUGUUUAAAAAGCUCAAAUAUUGAUUCAAUGUUUCACUCUUUAGUGGAUGGAAAUCUUUUGCUUUCUAUUGGCAGUAAUUUGAUAUCACUAAAAUGGAGGAAGUAUCUCAAAGCUAUGUGAAAUAAUCUAUUUGUAAAUGUAGAUAAUGACUUAUAAUAUAGUGAGGAGAUUGCAUAAAAUUUCCAGCAGCCAAGUCUGACUUGUGGCUACCUUACCAAGGUUGUUCAUUCAGCUACCACUUUUUUUUUAACUUUCACAGUUUAAACUGGGAAAGCAUCUUGGCUCAUCAGUGUUAUGUAUUUUUUGAUUUGUUUUUGUUUUGUAUGAUUCUCGAAGUUUUCAAUAAUUUGAACAUUAGUUUUUCACACUGAAUAAAACUUUAUUUUUAAAUCAUUUA
This is a messenger RNA of Rhincodon typus (whale shark), 1863 nucleotides long. It is a transcript of the gene dgcr6, whose product is annotated as DiGeorge syndrome critical region gene 6. Lineage: Eukaryota; Metazoa; Chordata; Chondrichthyes; Orectolobiformes; Rhincodontidae. The record is from RefSeq and is a predicted model, not a curated record. The transcript is spliced from 6 exons. The coding region runs from base 522 to 1022 and encodes 166 amino acids.